Messenger RNA from Aspergillus viridinutans, 1551 nucleotides. RefSeq names its product snoRNP complex protein NOP56 (gene sik1). The transcript has 3 exons. NCBI's taxonomy places the organism in Eukaryota, Fungi, Ascomycota, Eurotiomycetes, Eurotiales, Aspergillaceae. Gene Ontology annotation, cellular component: small-subunit processome; box C/D methylation guide snoRNP complex. The record is from RefSeq and is a predicted model, not a curated record. Gene Ontology annotation, molecular function: snoRNA binding. The coding region runs from base 1 to 1551 and encodes 516 amino acids.
AUGGCCGACUACCUUUUGUUCGAGGGCCCUAUGGGCUACUCAAUCUUCAAAGUCGCUCACCAGGGAGACAGCGUUGGAAAUCGUUUGAAGGAGGUUCAAGAUGGUGUGAAUGAUCUUGCGAAAUUCGGCAAGAUGAUUGAACUCGCCAGUUUCCUGCCGUUCGAAAACAACAAGCAGGCUCUCAGCGAAAUCAACGAUGUUUCGGAAGGUGUCGCUUCUGACACUCUUAUCAACUUUCUCGAAUUGAACCUUCCAAAGGCCAGCAAAAAGAAGAAGAUCGUUCUCGGACUUGCUGACAAGGCGCUGGCUUCAAGUAUCAAAUCAGCGUUCCCUUUUGUCGAUUGUGAGACUGGAGACACCAGUGAAGUUGUGCAAGAUAUGCUUCGUGGAAUCAGGUUGCAUGCCUCUAAGUUGCUAAAGCAGCUCCGCGAGGGUGAUAUGGAUACUGCCCAGCUUGGUCUCGGUCACGCCUACUCCCGUGCUAAGGUCAAGUUCUCCGUCCAGCGUGACGACAACCACAUUAUUCAGGCUAUUGCAAUUUUGGACCAGCUCGACAAGGCCAUCAACACCUUCUCUAUGAGGGUGAGAGAGUGGUACUCGUGGCACUUCCCCGAACUUGUCAAGAUCGUUUCGGAUAACCAGCGCUAUGCUCAGCUUGCACUCUUUGUCAAGGACAAAAAGACUCUGACUGAUGAGAGCUUGCACGACCUUGCUGCUCUUGUGGAGGAUGAUGAGGGUGUUGCUCAGAGCAUUAUUGAUGCUGCCAAGCACAGCAUGGGCCAGGAAAUAUCUGAGUCGGACAUGGAGAACGUCAUUGCGUUCGCACAAAGAGUUGUUAGCCUUUCCAAGUACCGCAAGUCGCUGCACUCUUACCUGGUUUCCAAGAUGAGCGUUGUCGCUCCUAACCUUGCUGCGUUGAUCGGAGAGAUCGUUGGCGCUCGUCUGAUUUCGCAUGCCGGAAGCUUGACCAACUUGUCCAAGUAUCCCGCUUCUACCGUGCAGAUUCUCGGCGCGGAGAAGGCUCUUUUUAGAGCUCUGAAGACCAAGGGAAACACUCCCAAGUACGGACUGCUGUACCACUCCUCUUUCAUUGGCCGAGCUGGCCCCAAGAACAAGGGUAGAAUCUCGCGAUUCCUUGCAAACAAGUGCUCUAUCGCUUCCAGAAUCGAUAACUUCUCCGAGCAACCCUCGACCAAGUUCGGUGAAGCCCUGAAGAAGCAGGUUGAGGAACGCCUGGAGUUUUAUGCUUCUGGCGCAGCCCCUACUAAAAACGAAGUUGCCAUGAAAUCCGCCAUGGAUGCCGUUCUGGCCGAGAUGGACAUCGACGCUGAUGAUAGCGACAAGGAGAUGCACGACGUCGAUGACAAGGCUGAGAAGAAGGAGAAGAAGGAGAAGAAGGAAAAGAAAGAAAAGAAGGAGAAGAAGGACAAGAGCGAGAAGGAAGAAAAGAAGAAGAAGCGGAAGUCCGACGUUGGCGAAGGCGAAUCCGAGAAGAAGAAGCGCAAGCACGACAACGAUGCCGAGCCGUCCAAGAAGAAGAAGAAGGUCUAG